AUGAAGGAGAAUAUACGUAAUCUUGAAGUAGUAUUGGCGGAUGGUUCCGUUUUGCAUACUCGAGGAAAAGGAACGAGAACAAGGAAGUCAGCAGCCGGCUACAAUCUCACAGAACUUUUCACUGGUUCUGAAGGCUACACUCCAAGACCGCAAGCACAAGCUGUAGCUCUCUGCCAUUUUCCAACAGUAGCAGACGCCGUGAAUUCAGUCGUGGAAAUUCUGCAAAUUGGAAUACCUAUUGCCAGAAUUGAGCGUCAAUGCAGAGGACGCAAUAGCUGUGAAUCUUUAGAAUUCAUGGAUGAUGUACAAGUGGCCGCAUGCAACGCCUACAGUAAACUGAAUCUAGCCGAGCAACCAACCCUUGCACUCGAAUUUCACGGAAUGGACGAACGCGAAGUGGCAGAAGCAAGCCAAGUUUGUUGGUGGGUGCUCAGUCUCAGACAAUUUCAAAGCGAUGGUGCUUUGACGUCAUAG
This is a messenger RNA of Cooperia oncophora, 474 nucleotides long. The record is from the annotation of a GenBank genome assembly. Lineage: Eukaryota; Metazoa; Nematoda; Chromadorea; Rhabditida; Trichostrongylidae.